Melanotaenia boesemani (Boeseman's rainbowfish) is the source of this 1627-nucleotide messenger RNA. It is a transcript of the gene fbp2, whose product is annotated as fructose-1,6-bisphosphatase 2. The transcript is spliced from 7 exons. Gene Ontology annotation, cellular component: cytoplasm; cytosol. The coding region runs from base 115 to 1128 and encodes 337 amino acids. NCBI's taxonomy places the organism in Eukaryota, Metazoa, Chordata, Actinopteri, Atheriniformes, Melanotaeniidae. Gene Ontology annotation, molecular function: fructose 1,6-bisphosphate 1-phosphatase activity. The record is from RefSeq and is a predicted model, not a curated record. Gene Ontology annotation, biological process: fructose 6-phosphate metabolic process; fructose 1,6-bisphosphate metabolic process; fructose metabolic process.
ACCUCGUGGCUCUGGGAAUGAAAAGGACGUGGCUGGUAAUGAGGGUCCUCACUUGCAGCCCAUCUUCCACCAGCUCACCACCACGCAGCCUGAAGGCCAGGACCAGAAACCAGCAUGUCAGACCAGUCUGCGUUUGAUACAGACGUAUGGACCCUGACCCGGUUCAUCAUCGAGACGGGAAGGCAGGCCAAAGGGGCCACGGGUGAGCUGACCCAGCUCAUCACAGCCAUGCUGACCGCCAUCAAAGCCAUUUCCUCUGCUGUGCGCAAGGCAGGCCUGGCCCACCUGCAGGGCAUGGCGGGCUCGGUCAACGUGACGGGAGAUGACGUGAAGAAGCUGGACGUGCUGUCGAAUGACCUGGUCAUCAACAUGCUGCAGGCGUCCUACAGCACCUGCUGCAUGGUGUCUGAGGAGAACAAGGAGCUCAUCGUCACUCCCAAAGAUAAAAGGGGCAAGUACGUAAUCUGUUUUGACCCUCUGGACGGCUCCAGCAACAUCGACUGCUUGGCUUCUAUCGGCACCAUUUUCGCAAUCUACAAACGGCUAUCAGAGGGGGAGCCCACAGAUAAGGACGCCCUGCAGCAGGGCAAUAACAUUGUUUGCGCCGGUUAUGCCUUGUAUGGCAGCGCCACCCUGGUGGCUCUCAGCACCGGUGCUGGUCUCAACUUCUUCAUGCUGGACCCUGCCAUCUGUGAGUUCAUCCUGACCGAGAGAAACGUAAAGAUCAAACAGAAGGGAAAGAUCUACAGUGUGAAUGAGGGCUAUGCCAAAUAUUUUCACCCAUCCAUCAACGAAUACCUCAAACACAAGAAGUUCCCUGAGGAUGGCAGCUCUCCAUAUGGAGCCCGAUAUGUUGGCUCUAUGGUCUCAGAUAUUCACCGCACCAUCGCCUACGGAGGGAUCUUCAUGUAUCCCGCCAACGAGAAGAGCCCCAAAGGAAAGCUGAGGCUGCUGUACGAGUGCAACCCCAUCGCCUUCCUCAUCGAGCAGGCGGGCGGCCUCGCCACCACUGGCACUCAGAGGAUACUGGACGUCCAGCCAGAAGCGCUCCACCAGCGGGUGCCCUUCGUGGUGGGUUCUCCCGACGACGUCAACGAGUACCUGACGUUCGUCAAGAAGUUCCCGUGAAGCUGAAACUGCCUCAUGCAAACGUUUAAUGAAGGAUGUGAGAUUUUACACCAACAUGAGAAUAAUUACUUUUCCUCUCUAUGUAAGAACUAAUAAAUAUUAAGAGUAAAAAAUCCCUUAUAUAUAUUUUUUUAUUUUGUUAGACAAGCUGGUUGAGAUUAAAUCCCACUUCACAUUUUAUGAUAAAUUAAGAUGCAAUUAAGUAAAUUCUGCAAAUUAUAUUUGUUGACUUUAUCUGUUUGCCCAACAUGUAAUUCAUUGGAUAAGUAUUUUUAGCUGUUUUUUCCUUUAAAACAUGGUUGAAGUAAUAUGCAUUUUCAACUAACAUGAGGAACUGUGUGCUGUUUACUGCAGUUGUGUUUAAUGUAACGUGUGUGUAAGCAUGUAAUAUGUCAUGAAUGGACUGUAACUCGUUGCAGGAGUUCUUCCUCAAAUUCAGAUUGUAACAGUACAGAGGAUGAAAUAUAAACAGAAUAAACAUGUAAAUAAAGAUAUUUAC